Bufo gargarizans (Asiatic toad) is the source of this 8240-nucleotide messenger RNA. RefSeq names its product sushi, von Willebrand factor type A, EGF and pentraxin domain containing 1 (gene SVEP1). Gene Ontology annotation, molecular function: calcium ion binding. Bases 55 to 7788 code for a protein of 2577 amino acids. Lineage: Eukaryota; Metazoa; Chordata; Amphibia; Anura; Bufonidae. The record is from RefSeq and is a predicted model, not a curated record. The transcript is spliced from 32 exons.
UGCCCAAAGGGUACAUUUUAUUCUUUGGAACACAACACAUGUGAAAGCUGCUGGAUGGGCUCAUACCAGGAUGAAGAAGGCCAAAUGGAGUGCAAAAACUGCCCUAUCGGUACUUAUACUGAAUACCUGCACUCCAAGCGUAUAUCUGAAUGCAAAGCUCAGUGCAAGCCAGGAACGUAUUCCUCAAAUGGCCUUGAAACCUGUGAGUCAUGUCCACGUGGCACUUACCAGCCGGUGAUAGGAGCGAAGUUCUGCCUCUCCUGCCCAAGUGGAAUGUCAACAGUUAAAAGAGGAUCGGUGGACAGCUCAGAAUGUGGAGUUCCUUGCCAUGCCGGUGAGUUUUCACGAUCUGGAUUAGUGCCAUGCUUUCCUUGUCCAAGGGACUACUAUCAGCCGGAACCGGGGAAAUCUUAUUGCCUGUCAUGUCCAUUUUACGGAACAACAACUAUGACUGGAGCCAGGUCGAUAACAGACUGUUCAAGUUUUGGCUCCAGCUUCUCGGCAGCAGAGGAAAGCGUAAUGAUUCCCAUUUCUCCACAAAAUGUCAACAGCAAAUACAAAGUCAGCAGUCAGGUUUUUCACGAGUGCUUUUCAAAUCCAUGCCAGAACAGUGGAACCUGCAAACAAGUUGGAAGUGGAUAUACUUGCACAUGUCUCAAGGGCUACACAGGUACAAAGUGUGAAAUUAACAUUGAUGACUGCAAAUCCAUGCCAUGCAGAAACAACGGAAUUUGUAAGGAUGGGGUUGGAAAAUUUGAAUGUCAUUGUCCCGCUGGCUUCAGAGGUUCUUUAUGCGAAGAGAACAUUAAUGAAUGUAUUUCUAGUCCAUGUAAAAAUGAGGGCACGUGCAUAGACAGUAUAAACAUGUAUCACUGCCGAUGUGCAAAUGGAUUUCUUGGUACAAAUUGUGAAAUAGAAAUAGAUGAAUGCCUGUCAAAGCCUUGUGUAAACAACGGUGAAUGUAAGGAUCUGAAGGGAGAUUUUCAAUGUGUGUGCCCCCCCGGAUAUACCGGCAAACAAUGUGAACAAAAUAUUGAUGAUUGUCAAAGUGGACCCUGCAAGAAUGGAGCCUCUUGUACUGAUGGAAUUAACAGCUUCAGGUGUACAUGUAAGGAUGGCUUUAUUGGAAAGCUCUGCGAAGUCAAUGUUAAUGAAUGUGAAUCCAAUCCAUGUCUUAACCAGGCUAAAUGUACGGAUGGCAUUAAUUCUUACACUUGUAAAUGUGCGCCAGGAUAUUCAGGAAGCAGGUGUGAAACAGAACAGUCCUCUGGAUUUAACCUGGAGUUUGAGGUCUCUGCUAUAUAUAGCUAUGUCAUGCUUGAUAGUGUUUUACCGACACUGAAUGCAGUCACCUGUGCCUUCUGGAUGAAAUCCUCUGAUGUGACCAAUUAUGGGACACCAAUAUCAUAUGCCAUUGAUAAUGGCAUUGACAACGCAUUCCUUCUCACAGACUAUAACGGAUGGGUGCUUUAUAUUAAUGGCAAAGAGAGAAUAACCGAUUGCCCUUCCGUAAAUGAUGGUAAAUGGCACCAUAUUGCUGUUUCUUGGACAAGUACUGAUGGGUCUUGGAAAGUCUAUAUUGAUGGAAAACUCUCAGACCAUGGAAAAGGCUUAUCAGUGGGAAAACACAUACCUGGAGGUGGUGCUUUAGUCCUUGCACAAGAACAAGACCAGAGGGGGGAAGGUUUCAACCCUGCCGAAUCUUUUGUUGGAUCAAUCAGUCAGCUUAAUAUAUGGGAUUAUCCACUUUUACCUGAACAGGUGAAAUUAUUGGCUACUUCAUGUCCACAUCAUCUUCAAAAGGGAAAUGUGUUAGCUUGGGCUGACUUCCUGGCUGGUGUGGUUGGAAAAGUUAAAGUAGACAACAAGAGCAUAUUCUGUUCAGAUUGUCCAGUCUUGGAUGGAUUGUCACCUCAUUUACAUGCAUCCGACAGUGAUUUAAAACCAGGUUCCAAGAUCAGCUUGUACUGUGACCUUGGCUAUCAGAUUGUGGGCAGUUCAGAACAAUGGUGUCUUAACCUAGGAGAUUGGAACCAUCCUCUUCCACGCUGUGAAAGAAUCAGCUGUGGAAAGCCGCCUCAUCUGAAAAAUGGUAUUAAUACUGAUGAAAACUUUUUUGCUGGAAACACUGUCACAUACCAGUGCAAUACUGGGUAUUACCUGCUUGGAGAUUCAAGGAUGUUUUGUACAGAUAAUGGAAGCUGGGAUGGUACCUCACCAAUGUGUUUGGAUGUUGAUGAAUGUGCAGUUGGAUCAGACUGCGAUAGACAUGCAUCAUGCACUAAUACCAAUGGCUCCUACAUUUGCACCUGCAUACCGCCAUACACUGGUGAUGGAAAAACAUGUACAGAACCUGUAAAAUGUCAAGAUCCGGGUGACUUGGAAAAUGGACAUUCUUCUGGUGACUACUUUGGUGUUGGAAGUGAACUGACAUUUUCAUGCAAUGAGGGUUAUAACUUGAAUGGAAGCGUGAAAGUAACAUGUUUGGAGUCUGGAGAGUGGAGUGGUGAAAUACCCUACUGCCAAGCUGUGUCAUGUGGCGAGCCACCAAGUCCAGAACAUGGAGGCAUUGUGGGCUCCAAUUUCACCUAUGGCAUGACAGUUAUUUUCAGAUGCAAUAAUGGAUAUACAUUAUUAGGCAGUGAAGAAACUGUAUGUCUUGCUGAUGGUUCCUGGAACAAUCAAGUCCCAUCUUGUGAGUCAGUCACUUGCUCCAAACCAAAGCAAAUAGCUUACGGGAAUUUAACUUUAAGUGGUCUAACAUACAAGUCAACAGCAUCAUAUCAGUGUGACACAGGAUACAGUUUGCAGGGUCCAUCAACUUUGGUGUGUGAAGCUUCUGGUAACUGGAGUAGCCAGCAUCCAUCCUGUCAACUUGUGAAUUGUGGACCUCCUCCAGUUGUUAGGGAUGCCAUUUCCAAAGGACGCGACUUCACUUUUGGAAACAAAGUGACAUACACUUGUAAAGAAGGCUACAGUCUAGUUGGUCAGAAAACUAUAACCUGUUCAACGACUGGAAAAUGGAGUGAGAAUACUCCACAAUGUAUGGCCAUUUCAUGUGAUGAACCUCCAAAUAUUGACCACGCUUCUUCAUACAGUGCUCAUAGACUUUAUGGAGACACUGCAUAUUAUUACUGCUUUGAUGGGUACAGUAUGGCUGAUAACAGUAAAAUGCUGUGUAACACGGAAGGAAAGUGGGUACCUCCUGAUGGCAAGGAAGCACCUUAUUGCAUUGCUGAUUUUUGUGAGAAGCCUCCUGCUGUUGCAUAUGGUAUCUUGGAGUCAAUCAGCAAAGCCAAAUUUGUUUCUGGCACAACAGUUAGCUUCAAAUGUACUGAAGGCUUCAUACUAAACACCACUUCUAAGAUUGAGUGCUUGCGUGGUGGACAAUGGAACCCAUCACCUACAACAAUUCAGUGCAUACCGGUCCGUUGUGGAGAACCUCCUGGAAUAAAAAAUGGCUAUGUCAGUGGUAAUAACUACAGCUUUGAUGCAGUGGUAGCUUACAGUUGCAACAAAGGGUACUACAUAAAAGGGGAGAAGAAACGGACAUGUCAGGCAUCUGGAGAAUGGAGUGGUCGGCUUCCAGCUUGUCAUCCAGUGUCCUGUGGCCAACCACCUGAACUUGAAAAUGGUGUUAUAGAGAAUAAAACAGGCAACGUAUUUGAGGAUGAGGUAACUUAUUCCUGCAAACCUGGAUACAAACUAGUUGGUAGCAACAAAAGAGUAUGCCAAUCCAAUAAACAGUGGUACAGUGAGUCUCCACCAUCAUGUACUCUUCUAAGCUGUGAAAAACCACCACCCCUUAAACAUGGUGACAUUAAAGGGGCAACUAUUGAUGUUGGUUCAAAAAUUGAAUUUGUAUGUGAUGAGGGAUAUGAACUUGUUGGAGAAACUAGCUGGACUUGUCAAAAAAAUGGAAAAUGGGACAAAAAAAAAUUACCUAAUUGUGUACCAUCAAAAUGCCAAGAACCACCACUAUUAGAACACCAGUUAGUACUUAAAGAGGUUGCUAAUGAAACAGGAGUUGUAAAAUUUUCCUGUAGAGAUGGCUAUGUUCUCCAAGGUUCCUCUGUUUUACGAUGUCUACCAUCACAACACUGGAAUGAUUCUUUUCCAUUAUGCAAGCUUGUUCUCUGUCCCAAGCCACCAGAUAUUGAUUUUGGGGACCCCAAAUCAGUGCCUUCUCUUCAUUAUGGGACUAAUAUACAAUAUACAUGUAUGGAUGGAUUUCUGCUUAGGGGACCACCUGAAAUAACUUGUGAAGCAGACGGUAAUUGGGGUCCAGAUCUUCCUAGCUGUGCUCCAGUUGAGUGUACUCAACCAGAUGAAAUUCCUAAUGGAAUUGUUGACGUUCAGGGACUGACAUAUCUCAGCACCGUUCUUUAUACAUGCAAACCUGGAUUUGAGUUAAUGGGAAAUGCAACAUUAAUUUGUGGACCAGUAGGACAUUGGCUAGGUGGACUGCCAGUAUGUAAACCCAUCAGAUGUCCUGGAGCUAAAGAUAUUACAAAUGGCAAAAGUUCUUCACCCAGUCUUCAUUUUGGACAAACUGUCACAUAUUCAUGUAAUAAAGGGUACAGACUUGAAGGACAGCCUAUUAUUACUUGCAUGGAAACCGGAGAAUGGGAUGCUAAUCCCCCAAUCUGUAAAGAGAUUGCUUGUGAUCCUCCUCACGCUAUUAACAAUGGCUUUGUAGAAGGAGCUGAUUAUAGGUAUGGCGCCAUGAUCAUUUAUAGUUGUAUGCCUGGUUAUCAGUUAACUGGACCUGCUAUAAUUACUUGUGAAGAUUCAGGUUGGUCCAGUCCUACUCCAAUGUGUGUGCAUACAGAUUGUGGUCUGCCACCACAUAUUGACUUUGGACAAUAUAGAAAAUAUGAUGACAACAUAAUGAAUGGGAACCUGAAACUUGAAAUGUAUAAAGCAUCAAUUACUACCCAACCUCCAAACACUCUAUAUAAUUACCAUAAAGGUGGUAAUUAUUCAGUGAGGGAUAUUAGCAAUGAUGUGUCAGAAUUUUUAUAUGGAACUUUUAUUUUGUACACUUGUUACCAUGGCUAUGAACACCAUGGAGAACCGCUAUUAUUUUGUCAGGAAGAUGGUACUUGGAAUGGAAGUGCCCCUGUCUGUUUGCCAAUAGAAUGCAUUAUACCUAUAGCUCCUGAAAAUGGCAUGGUACAUUAUACUGAUAAAUCACUUGAUAGCACUAUUUAUUAUAAAUGUAAGGAGGGAUAUGAACUUAUUGGGUCAGAGAACAGCACCUGCUUGUCUACAAAGAAAUGGAGUAAUGACAUUCCGCAGUGUGCUAUCAUAUUUUGCAAGCCACCUACCCAGAUACCAAAUGGAUACAUAGAAGCCUCAAAUUACUCAUAUAUGAGUGUUGUGCAUUAUAAAUGUGACAUUGGAUAUAGAAUACAUGGCUCUAGCAAAAUAACAUGUCAAGAAGAUACACAGUGGGAUGGGGAAGAACCUAUAUGCAUCCCUAUUUCUUGUGGUCAGCCCCCAGUUCUAAUAAAUGGACAAAUCAGUGGAAAUGACUAUAGUUAUGGAAAGCAUAUUGAGUAUCAGUGCUUUGAAGGCUUCAUCCUCAAUGGUGCUAAGAACAGAACCUGCCUUGAGGAUGGACAAUGGAGUGGAACAUUCUCAGAUUGCAUACCGAUAACAUGCAAAACACCUCAGGCUGUUGUUAAUGGGGAGAUUCAAGGGACAGAAUAUACUGUUGGAAGCAAUAUAAUUUAUAGGUGUAACCAAGGGCAUAAGUUAGAAGGAGUAUCAAAGCUUACCUGCCAAAAAGAUGGAGCAUGGGAUGCAGAAGCCCCACUGUGCACUCCCAUAGAUUGUGGUCCUCCAGAAGAUAUUUCUCAUGGUUUCCUUAACAGUUCAGGCUUUCAUUACAAUGAAUAUGUGCAAUAUAUUUGCUUUCCUGGUUAUGAAAUACAUGGAAGUCCGACACGACAAUGUUUAGCAAGUGGCUUGUGGAGUGGAAAUGCCCCCCAUUGUCUUCUUUGUGAAUGCUCUAAACCAUCUAUUCUAAAUGCAAAGGUUAUUGGAGAGGAUUUCAGCUGUGGCCAUUCAAUCGAAAUCAAAUGUAAUGAUGGCUUCAAACUGUUUGGACAUUCUGAACUCAGUUGUGAGUCUGCAGGAAAAUGGAGUACAGGCUUUCCAUACUGUGGAAAGGUGUCUUGUGGUCCUCCACCUAUAAUUCCAAAUGCAUUCAUUAACGGUAGUAGUUCAACACUUGAGAAUGCAAUCAAAUACACAUGCCUCACAGGCUACAUUAUGCAAGGGAAGUCUGAUCUUGUGUGCACAGAAGAUGGAAAUUGGAGUAAUCCCUACCCUAUUUGUCAGUUACUUUCCUGUGGAACACCACCAAUUAUUCCAUACACCGUAAUAACUGGGGAUUCCUACACUUAUGGAAGUGUGAUUGAAUAUCGAUGUGAAGAUGGCUAUAUAAUGGAUGGAGACACAGCAACAAAAAGAUGUGUGGAGGAUGGAUCCUGGUCAACAGAAGAAAUUGUCUGUGUCCCAAGAAAAUGUAAAUUACAAUCAGAUACAGUAAAAAUCAAGGCAGAUUAUGAUAUAAAUAGAACUGUAACUGUCGUAUGCAAAACUGGUUAUACAUUGUCAGGACCAAGCACCUCAACCUGUAUGACAGAUGGCAACUGGUUACCUCCUCUGACUGAUGACGUAUGUUCUCCUAUAUCAUGUGGUCAACCUUCUGUCCCUGAAUAUGGCACAGUGUUUGGCACCAAAUAUUUCUACAAAGAUACUGUUCUCUACCAAUGUGAUGCUGGAUAUGAAAUACAUGGUUCAAUUGAAAGAGUGUGUGAGGCAAACAAAUCAUGGAGUGGAGUGGAACCUCAGUGCAAAAGGAUCUCCUGCAACCAGCCAGAACCAAUAGAGAAUGGUCUCAUUCAUGGCACAAGCUACUUUUUUGAAGAUGAAAUUUAUUAUAGCUGUAACCAAGGAUAUGAAAUUCAUGGUCCAAGCCAUAGAAUAUGUCAUGUGGAUAAACAAUGGCGCCCAUCAUCUCCUACGUGUGUGAAGACCAGAUGUGAAAUCCCAAAUGAUUUACAAAAUGGACGCGUUGAGUAUGAAAGUAAUACUGUCCGUAGCACUGUAAAGUACCAUUGUAAUAGUGGGUAUAGUUUGGAAGGGGAAGAUGUUGCCAGAUGCUCAGAAAAUGGAAGAUGGAGUCAUCCUGCGCCUCUGUGUAAACCAAACCCUUGUCCUGUGCCAUUUGUGAUCCCUGACAAUGCAAUUCUGACCGAAACCGAAUUCUAUGUUGGCCAAAAGUUAUCCAUAAAAUGUCGAAAGGGCUAUCGCCUUACUGGCCAAGCCGUUAUAACUUGCAAUGCUGAUUUAACCUGGACAGAAUCAAAUGCUAAAUGCGAAAAAAUAUCUUGUGGUCCACCUGUUCAUGUGCAAAAUGCACUGAUCCGAGGAUUGUUUCAUCAUUAUGGAGACAUGGUGACAUACUCAUGUUACAGUGGAUACAUGUUAGAGGGAUCAUUUAGAAGUGUAUGUUUGGAAAAUCAGACAUGGACCACACCUCCUUCCUGCAAAGCAAUUUGCAUCCUACCGUGUCUAAAUGGAGGUCGUUGUACAGCUCCAUACAAAUGUGAUUGCCUAAAUGGGUGGACUGGAUCUCGCUGUCAUCUUGCGGUUUGCCAGUCGCCUUGCUUAAAUGGAGGUAGAUGUAUACGACCAAACAGAUGUAAUUGCCCACCAAGCUGGACAGGGCCUGACUGUUCUAGAAAAAGAAAGAAUGGGUUUUCUCCUUUUUAGUGGUAAAUUGGAUUUGCUGCACAGAAAAGAAUCCAUUUCAUGCAGGAUCUAAAAUGGAGUGCAUUUUAAUUCAAAUUUGAAUGCCAUAAUGUGAUAUAUUUUCUUAAGCUUGUGGAUGUUUUUUUUUAAGUUCUUCUGUAUUUUCAUAUGCAAAUGUAUAUUAAUAAUAUGCUGCUGAAGGUUGAAUGUUAAUUGAAUGGGAAUAUUGUAUAUACUUUCUCAAGGUUCACUUAAAUACUGCAUCUAAAUGGGUUUAACUUCCCAGGUAAUUGUAGGGGAUAUGCCUGUGAUGGCAGAUAAUGAGCAGAAAAACUGAAAAGAUCAGAAUUCAAUGUUUAUAUAUCUUUUGCUGUCAUACUGUUUAUUUUGCUUAUUGUGACUAUGUUGUUGAUGUGAAUUACUCAUAAAAGGAAAGGCUUACAAUCCAUUUUAUAAUAAAAAGAAAGAACUCA